This is a messenger RNA of Ostreococcus lucimarinus CCE9901, 987 nucleotides long. RefSeq lists its product with no specific name. The transcript has a single exon. Gene Ontology annotation, molecular function: protein binding. Bases 1 to 987 code for a protein of 328 amino acids. Lineage: Eukaryota; Viridiplantae; Chlorophyta; Mamiellophyceae; Mamiellales; Bathycoccaceae. The record is from RefSeq and is a predicted model, not a curated record.
AUGCACAAGUACAAAGUACAAACACGGACGAACAACGCGUCGCUUGGGCUGCGAGACUUAAAGCUCGAUCCGAAAGAUCCGCGUUGCAUCAUCGCGAGUGCGAGCAAUGGGCAGGCGUAUCUUUGGGACACGCGUUUGGCUGGAGAUAAACAAACGGCACAGUUGAGUUCGCUUCUCAAGACGACAGCGAUCGCUUCGCUAGUCGUCUCCGAUGACGGACACACCGUCAUCGGUGGUGAUGGUGACAAGGGCGACCUUUUAAUUUGGGACAUGCGCAAGGCGACCAGCAACACAUCAAUCGGUGGUCUCGGCGACAACACACAGUAUUACAGCAUCGUGGCGCAACUGAGCAUCACCAAGUUGCUUGCAAAGACGGCGCUCGCAACGGAUGUCAAGAUCUCAGACUCCGGUGUGCAUUGGAUCGGUUGCGAUCCAAAUGAUUGCAGGAGGUUGGGAUAUCACCUCACCAACGGCUGGAGCGGCGUACUCGACUUGAUGAAGCCUUGCGUAACGCACGCGCACUGCCCGCCGGCGCCGUGGCUCGAGGCUCGUCAAUCCGAAGUUCGCGCGGAGAACUCGCUCGAACCUGAUGCCUUGUCCGUACCACUCAGCGAUUUACGGCGUCGAACACCAUGCUGGUUGCCGGACGGUGGAUCAUUCGCCGUUGGCCUCGGUGUCAAGCCCGGCGUGCGGGUUUUAGACUUUGCGCCGACGCCGAAGUCAAGACACUGGAUUCACGGGUUGACUAUCGCGGAUCUCGAACGUGAGCCGGCCGGACGAUACGCCACUGGCAACGAACCGGUCUUUAUCGAGACUUCCUCGAAGAUCUUUUCCGUGGCGGCACAUCCAUAUCAUCACGGUGAGCUGAUCGCAGGGGGCGAGAGUGCGCUGUGCUUGCUCGGAUACGGCCACGUGGCGUCAGGAAGGGACGAAGAUGAGCAAGGUGCCUCGUCGGAGGUCGAAAUCGGCGACGCUGUCGAUGCAUAG